CCUGAGUCCCGGUGAAUUUUCUACCGGGUAUGGAUGUGCUAUAAGGAAUUUCAGUGUGAAUUAGUGAACAUCGUACAUCAGUGCGGUUUGAAACCGAGAAACCUCCAUGGAGGCACCAAACGAUCACUAUACAUUGUAGCAAUGCUGCCAUUCCAGGAACAUUUUCAGUUAUGAGUGGUAUUGUCGAAUCGUGCCCAACAAACCUUACAGAAGUCCUCGCGGCAUCAGCGAGACUAAACUGUAGUAAAGACGGGUUUGGAAAUGACCAGUAUGAAUGUCUUCCUAACUCCAAGAAGACUGGACUUGUGGAAUUCUGUCAUGAAGGAGGCAUUCCGUUGGUAGUAGAUGGUUAUUGUUUGGAGACAGAAGGGGGCCAGUUGUACUACAGCAAAUGUCAACACUUCAUCAAUGGUUGUCCGAGUAAGCCGUACCUUGCCAAUGAUAUAUACAAAUAUCCCGCCUGUCUGAAUAUCAACACAGAGAGCCAGUGUUUUCUUGCUGAUCCAUCAUGUCCCAAUAUGACCACAACAUUCACUACCAAAGACAUAAUGGACACUACAUCCACCUACCCGGGCUUCUCUAACACAACUGUGAAUACUCUCUAUAACACGACCACAUCCAUAGAAGAUGCACCUGAUGUAGGGGUAGUUGUGGGAGGUGUGUUGGCCGGAGUGUUUAUCACAGCCCUGCUGAUUUUAGUGUGCGUUGUCUACAGAAGGUGGAGAAGGAGAAAUCAACCAACUGAGAAAGGAAACGACGAAGAAUCCCAACCACUUACAUCAAUGGACGAACAGAGAGCUGGAUAUGAAGAAAACAGUAACCCUCCUGCUGGAAAGGACGAAGAAUCCCAACCACUUACAUCAAUCGGCAAACAGAGAGAUGGAUAUGAAGAAAACAGUAACCCUCCUGCUGAGUCAACGAAACCUGAAGAUAAAGAAGAUAGUGUCCCUAAUGAAGAGUCACAGAAACCUGACGAUAAAAAGGAAAGUGUCCCUGAUGAAGUAGAGAAAGAAAUCAUGAAGCAAGGAAUUGAUUUCCUAUUAAAUUUGUCCCCAAAACAUCGGAAGUAUCACAAGGGCAUAGCACAGAGGUUGAAAGUCCCUGUAGAAGUUCUUGGAAUGCCAAACGCAGACAUUCAAUCCUUUAUCAGAAACUACAAAAAAGGGAACACAAAAGUAUACUGCGGCCGUGGAAUGGUGGUAGGUUGCUUCGAGGCAGGAAAGACAACUCUGGUGAAGAAAUUGAAGGGAGAAGAUGUAUCUCAACCACCAGAAUCCACAAGAGGAUUAGAAGUUCAUACAAAUAUUUUUAUUGUGAAUGAAGACGGAACUAGUUUGACGGUGAACAAGGAUAAGAAAAAUGAAGAACCUUUGCAAAUAAUUCUGGAAACAUCUGGGAGUGAAGUUCAAAAGACUUCAUUGAAAGCUGAACAUUCAAUUCCAAAAGCUGAUGAAGAAAACCCGGGUACAAUUAUCCCACCAGCAAUGAAUUAUACAGAACCUUCAGCACAAAAACACGAAAAGAAAUAUGAUUUGCCUGGUCCUGCCUCUGAAAAGCCGAAUGAUAUAUUUAGUAAAGUUGAGCAAAAAUCUUCCAACACUGGAAAAAAUCCUGUUAAGCAUCCCAUAAAAGAUCAGAUUACAGACAGUGUUAAGAAUAAAACAGAUGAAAAUCAACAAAGUCUGACAUAUGACAAAGGUCGUAUUCUACCUAGUGUCAGUGAUAAACCGAAAAAGACGAUAAGUUUGUUGGACUUUGCUGGUCAAGAUGCUUAUUACGCUUGUCAUCACAUUUUCUUAAGCCCGAGGACUUUUUACAUCCUAGUUACGGAUAUGUCUAAGAUAUUGACCGAAAAACCAACCAACGCUCAUCAGAAAAAGGAUCUCAUAUUCAGGGACUGGACUUACCAGGAUUACAUCAACCACUGGCUGGGUUCAAUCCACACAUACAGUUCGAAAACAGCUCCAGUCAUUUUGGUUCAAUCGCAUUCAGAGACAAAAGAAGAGAGAGAGAACGGCUACUUAUUGGAUUUACUUAGUGGUGUACCAAAUGAAUUACACUGCCAUCUAAGCCAGGAGAGGGUAUUUAAAGUAGAAAAAGACUAUGACAAAAAUAUGAAUCAAAUCAAAUCAAGCAUGUUAAAAGUGGUUAUGGAUAAAAGGCACUGGGGAGAGACCAUCCCUACAUCGUGGGUUCAUCUAAAGGCACUUUUAAUGGAAAUCAAAAAAGGACAAAAGGUUUUGCAAAAGACAGUCCUCGGGGAUACUUUGUCAUCUAAAUCAGAUCAACAAACCUUGAAAUUUGAAGGGGAAGAAGAUAUGACGACAGCACUGAAAUUCUUUAAUAACAUUGGCGUUAUUCUCUUCACCACUUCCUCAGAGUCCAUCAUUCUUGACGUACAAUGGUUUGUGAAUGCCUUCAAGCACAUCAUCACAGAUGAAAGUCACGCAAAGCGGGAUAUAGCAAAAAAUUUCAAAGAUUGGAAUAUAUUCAAUAAGAAUGGAAUUUUGCCAAAGAAACUUGUGACACAAAUAUGGAAGUUGGAUAUUUGCAAGGAAUUCAAGUACAUGGAAUACACGAAGGACUUAAUUUGUCAUAUGAUCAACCUUGGGAUGAUUGUUGAAAUGGAAAAGGAUGAAAAAUACUAUGUUCCGUGUAUGAACAAACAAAAAUAUGACAUAAGUGUCUUAAACAAAUGUAUUUGUUCUUCCACUCUCUGCUUCAUAUUUCAAUAUCUACCAUUGGUAAUUUUCCAUCGCUUAGUCGCUAGAUGCAUGUCAAAAGAAGGCUGGAGAAUAUGGAAAGGCAACGAUCAGACGGAGACCCCUAAAACAAGAUAUUGCUUGUUUCACACUGCUGCCAUACUACAAGACAAAGAUGGGCUCAAAAUUCUAAUAGGGAUAUCAGAAAACAAAGAUAAAACACUUACAUAUCCUUAUUCCAUAGAAAUACAGGGAUUUGUUUUCCAAAGUGAAGAGAUGCAAGCACAGUUCACAAGAAGGAAACGAGAAAAAAUAAUAGAUCAUAUAAACGAUUUAACUUCAUGUUUUGGAGCAAAUUAUGACAGGACCUACAGGAUUGGAUAUAGGUGUUCAAUCGCCCCAUUUUCUGACACUCCGACUUCCCAUAUUAUUCUCGAGACUGCAGAUGAAUGUACACCGUGCAGGAAACCCGUAGAUAUCAACCACCUGAGAUCAUUUUGGAUGGUUGACGCUGCAUCGGAAGAUAACGCAGUCGACAAUAAUGAAGAGAAACACAAGAAAAAUGUGGACCAAGACACUGUAGCACAGCGGACCAUAGAACACGCUGACAAACCCAACAAGUCACAGAAACCUAACGAUAGAGAGGACAGUGUCCCUGACCAAGGAAAUGGAGGAUAUACCAGAUCUCAACAAACACUACCUAAUCAGAAACAGGACCACGAUAAUGGAGAAGAAGGACCUAAUAUAUUACACGAAGCCUGCAAAACUGGGGUUCUAGACACGUGUGAAUAUCUUAUCCAAACAUACCCUGACCUUCUGCACAGUGUAGAUAAUGAUGGAUGGAAUGCUGCUCUACACGCCGCUACAGGAGGAAACGUUAAAAUUCUACAACUACUGGCAGAUAAUGAAGUAGACGUAAAACAUCAAGCCAAUAACGGCUGGAACAUUCUAAACGUGGCAUGUGUCAACGCUGACUUAGAAAUGAGUCGUUAUAUCAUCCAAACAUACCCUGCCCUUCUACACAGUGUAAAUAAUGAUGGAUGGAAUGCUGCUCUACACGCCGCUAGAGGAGGAAACGUUAACAUUCUACAACUACUGGCAGAUAAUGAAGUAGACGUCAAACAUAAAAACAAUGACGGCUGGAACAUUCUUCACGUGGCAUGUGGCAACUCUAACUUAGAAAUGAGUCGUUAUAUCAUCCAAACAUACCCUGACCUUCUACACAGUGUAGAAAAUUAUGGAUGGAAUGCUGCUCUACACGCCGCUAGAGGAGGAAACGUUAAAAUUCUACAACUACUGGCGGAUAAUGAAGUAGACGUCAAACAUAAAGCCAUUAACGGUUGGAACAUUCUUCACACGGCAUGUAGGAACGGUGAAUUAGAAAUGAGUCGUUAUAUCAUCCAAACAUACCCUGAUCUUCUACAUAGUGUAGAUAAUAAUGGACAGAAUGCUGCUCUACACGCCGCUAGAGGAGGAAACGUUAAAAUUCUACAACUACUGGCAGAUAAUGAAGUAGACGUCAAACAUAAAGCCAAUAACGGCUGGAACAUUCUUCACGUGGCAUGUGUCAACGCUAACUUAGAAAUGAGUCGUUAUAUCAUCCAAACAUACCCUGCCCUUCUACACAGUGUAAAUAAUGUUGGGUGGAAUGCUGCUCUACACGCCGCUAGAGGAGGAAACGUUAAAAUUCUACAACUACUGGCAGAUAAUGAAGUAGACGUCAAACAUAAAGACAAUGACGGCUGGAACAUUCUUUACGUGGCAUGUGUCAACUCUAACUUAGAAAUGAGUCGUUAUAUCAUCCAAACAUACCCUGACCUUCUGCACAGUGUAGAUAAUGAUGGAUGGAAUGCUGCUCUACACGCCGCUAGAGGAGGAAACGUUAAAAUUCUACAACUACUGGGAGAUAAUGAAGUAGACGUCAAACAUAAAGACAAUAACGGUUGGAACAUUCUUCACGCGGCAUGUGUCAAGGCUAACUUAGAAAUGAGUCGUUAUAUCAUCCAAACAUACCCCGACCUUCUACACAGUGUAGAUAAUGAUGGAUGGAAUGCUGCUCUACACGCCGCUAGAGGAGGGAACGUUAAAAUUCUACAACUACUGGCAGAUAAUGAAGUAAACGUUAAACAUAAAGACAAUAACGGCUGGAACAUUCUUCACGUGGCAUGUGUUAACUCUAACUUAGAAAUGAGUCGUUAUAUCAUCCAAACAUACCCUGCCCUUCUACACAGUGUAGAUAAUGAUGGAUGGAAUGCUGCUCUACACGCCGCUCGAGGAGGAAACGUUAAAAUUCUACAACUACUGGCAGAUAAUGAAGUAGACGUCAAACAUAAAGACAAUGAGUACUCAAACAUUCUUCACGUGGCUUGUGUCUACCCUAACUUAGAAAUGAGUCGUUAUAUCAUCCAAACAUACCCUGACCUUCUACAUAGUGUAGAUAAUGGUAGACGGAAUGCUGCACUUUACGCCGCUCGAGGAGGAAACGUUAAAAUUCUACAACUACUGGGAGAUAAUGAAGUAGACGUCAAACAUAAAGACAAUAACGGUUGGAACAUUCUUCACGCGGCAUGUGUCAAGGCUAACUUAGAAAUGAGUCGUUAUAUCAUCCAAACAUACCCUGACCUUCUACACAGUGUAGAUAAUGUUGGGUGGAAUGCUGCUCUACACGCCGCUAGAGGAGGAAACGUUAAAAUUCUACAACUACUGGCAGAUAAUGAAGUAGACGUCAAACAUAAAGACAAUGACGGCUGGAACAUUCUUUACGUGGCAUGUGUCAACUCUAACUUAGAAAUGAGUCGUUAUAUCAUCCAAACAUACCCUGACCUUCUGCACAGUGUAGAUAAUGAUGGAUGGAAUGCUGCUCUACACGCCGCUAGAGGAGGAAACGUUAAAAUUCUACAACUACUGGGAGAUAAUGAAGUAGACGUCAAACAUAAAGACAAUAACGGUUGGAACAUUCUUCACGCGGCAUGUGUCAAGGCUAACUUAGAAAUGAGUCGUUAUAUCAUCCAAACAUACCCUGACCUUCUACACAGUGUAGAUAAUGAUGGAUGGAAUGCUGCUCUACACGCCGCUACAGGAGGGAACGUUAAAAUUCUACAACUACUGGCAGAUAAUGAAGUAAACGUUAAACAUAAAGACAAUAACGGCUGGAACAUUCUUCACGUGGCAUGUGUCAACUCUAACUUAGAAAUGAGUCGUUAUAUCAUCCAAACAUACCCUGCCCUUCUACACAGUGUAGAUAAUGUUGGGUGGAAUGCUGCUCUACACGCCGCUAGAGGAGGAAACGUUAAAAUUCUACAACUACUGGCAGAUAAUGAAGUAGACGUCAAACAUAAAGACAAUGACGGCUGGAACAUUCUUUACGUGGCAUGUGUCAACUCUAACUUAGAAAUGAGUCGUUAUAUCAUCCAAACAUACCCUGACCUUCUACACAGUGUAGAUAAUGUUGGGUGGAAUGCUGCUCUACACGCCGCUAGAGGAGGAAACGUUAAAAUUCUACAACUACUGGGAGAUAAUGAAGUAGACGUCAAACAUAAAGACAAUAACGGUUGGAACAUUCUUCACGCGGCAUGUGUCAAGGCUAACUUAGAAAUGAGUCGUUAUAUCAUCCAAACAUACCCUGACCUUCUACACAGUGUAGAUAAUGUUGGGUGGAAUGCUGCUCUACACGCCGCUAGAGGAGGAAACGUUAAAAUUCUACAACUACUGGCAGAUAAUGAAGUAGACGUCAAACAUAAAGACAAUAACGGCUGGAACAUUCUUCACGUGGCAUGUGUCAACUCUAACUUAGAAAUGAGUCGUUAUAUCAUCCAAACAUACCCUGACCUUCUACACAGUGUAGAUAAUGUUGGGUGGAAUGCUGCUCUACACGCCGCUAGAGGAGGAAACGUUAAAAUUCUACAACUACUGGGAGAUAAUGAAGUAGACGUCAAACAUAAAGACAAUAACGGUUGGAACAUUCUUCACGCGGCAUGUGUCAAGGCUAACUUAGAAAUGAGUCGUUAUAUCAUCCAAACAUACCCCGACCUUCUACACAGUGUAGAUAAUGAUGGAUGGAAUGCUGCUCUACACGCCGCUGGAGGAGGGAACGUUAAAAUUCUACAACUACUGGCAGAUAAUGAAGUAAACGUUAAACAUAAAAACAAUAACGGCUGGAACAUUCUUCACGUGGCAUGUGUCAACUCUAACUUAGAAAUGAGUCGUUAUAUCAUCCAAACAUACCCCGACCUUCUACACAGUGUAGAUAAUUAUGGAUGGAAUGCUGCUCUAUACGCCGCUAGAGGAGGGAACGUUAAAAUUCUACAACUACUGGCAGAUAAAGGAGUAGACGUCAAACAUAAAAACAAUCAAGGGAAGAACAUUCUUCACACGGCAUGUCUCACCGCUAACUUAGAAAUGAGUCGUUAUAUCAUCCAAACAUGCCCUGACCUUCUGCACAGUGUAGAGAAUGAUGGAUGGAAUGCUGCUCUGAACGCCGCUCAAAGUGGAAACGUUAAAAUUCUACAAUUACUGGCAGAUAAAGAAGUAGACGUCAGACAUAAAGCCAAUAACGGUUGGAACAUUCUUCACGCGGCAUGUAGGAGCGGUGAAUUAGAAAUGAGUCGUUGUAUCAUCCAAACAUACCCUGACCUUCUACACAGUGUAGAUAAUGAUGGACGGAAUGCUGCAUUCUACGCCGUUCGAGAAGGACAUGUUAAGAUUAAAAAAUUACUGACCGAGCAUGGAGUGAAAACUUAAGAAAACUAGCAUAAGUUUUAAGGGUUUUUUCCCCUUUGGAUUGAGAGUGAAUACUGCUUAGGGUAAAACCCAUGUUAGUACAAAAGUAAUAACUGUUCAAUAAUGAACCUCUCUUUUAUAGAAGAACCUAAACGUUUGCUCAGAGGGUAUAAAGUAUUAUGGAAGUACACGAGAAUUAGCGCCGCACAUCAAAUUAAUUCGCAUCACGUGACUUUUUCGAUUUAAUAAAACUUUAAGAUCAGUUUUUUCGUUCGAUUUCUUAAUUAUACGAAAUUGUUUAUAGUCUAAUAAACAUAUCAGAGUGCUUCAA
Messenger RNA from Ostrea edulis (European flat oyster), 7752 nucleotides. RefSeq lists its product as uncharacterized. The coding region runs from base 171 to 7442 and encodes 2423 amino acids. Lineage: Eukaryota; Metazoa; Mollusca; Bivalvia; Ostreida; Ostreidae. The transcript has 20 exons. The record is from RefSeq and is a predicted model, not a curated record. Gene Ontology annotation, molecular function: protein binding.